AUGCUGUGGACUGCGAGUCUCUGUGUCCUCUGGGCCUCAUCGGUCCUCGGAGCGCCGGUAAACAACGAGAGACAGAAGGUGCUGCUGGUCUCAUUCGAUGGUUUCCGGUGGGAUUACGACCGUGACGUGGACACGCCGAACCUCGACCAAAUGGCCGAGGACGGCGUCAAAGCCCAGUAUGUCACCCCUCCUUACCUCACCAUCACCAGUCCGACACACUUCACCCUCUUGACAGGCCGCUACAUUGAGAAUCACGGGGUAAUCCACAACAUGUUUUUCAACACAACCACCGGAGAGAAGAAGUCUUACUAUCAGAGUCAGUUUGUGAAUCAGUGGUGGGACAAUGGCACUCUGCCUAUCUGGAUCACAGCACAGAGACAGGGCCUAAAAGCUGGCUCUCUUCACUUUCCUGGCACAGCUUCCAGUUACCAGGGACAGGUUGCUAUGGUGCAGGAAGUGGAGCCGCAGCUUUACGACUACAAGAACGAGACCGCUUGGCGAGAAAACACAGAUAAAGUGAUGAGCUGGUUCAGAGACCAGGACAUGGACUUUGUUUCCUUCUACUUUGGCGAGCCUGACGGUACAGGCCACAGAUACGGUCCGGACUCUAAUGAACGUAGAGAGAUGGUGAAACAAGUGGACCGAACAGUGGGCUAUAUUCGGCAAUCAGCUGAGCGACACGAGCUGACUCACCGCCUUAACAUCAUCAUCACGUCAGACCACGGCAUGACCACCGUGUAUCGUAAUGGUCUGGUGGAGGAUAUCACCCUGUCAAAGAUCCCAGGCUUUUCAUUCGGGGACCUGUCCUUCCACUUGGUGGACUACGGACCUUCCGGGAUGCUGUUGCCCAAGCCAGGCAGGCUGGAGGCGGUUUACAAUGCCUUGAAAGGGGCUCAUCCACAUCUCCACGUGUACAAGAAGGAGGACGUGCCAGAGCACCUUCGCUUUACUAAAAAUGAUCGCAUCCUCCCCAUCAUUUUAUGGGCCGACCCUGGAUACGUAAUCAACGGGUAUUUCCCAGUUCAAUUCAACAAGGGAGAGCAUGGCUAUGACAACCAAGUGAUGGACAUGAAGCCUUUCUUCAGGGCAGUGGGUCCAGCGUUUCACAAAAACCUAAAGGUGGGGCCCUUUGAGACGGUGAACAUCUACCCCUUGAUGUGUCACAUCCUGGGCAUCGAGCCGGAGGUCAAUGACGGCCAUCUCAACGCCACCAAACACAUGCUGGUUACUAGCACUGCUGCUCGAGGUGAGUUUAGGAAGUACUUGAAAAACGCCUUCACUGGACUGGCUGCGGUAGCUGGAUUUCUUGUCAUAGUGUUUGCAGCAGCAGUGGUCCAACGACUACUCAAGCAGAAACGCAAGACAAAAAGAUCAGGAAGUUUGAGAGAUCUUCCGGAAAAAGAAGACGCACAUCAAACUUCAUUUUGA
Molecule: messenger RNA, 1428 nt
Organism: Pelmatolapia mariae (spotted tilapia)
Lineage: Eukaryota; Metazoa; Chordata; Actinopteri; Cichliformes; Cichlidae
Product: ectonucleotide pyrophosphatase/phosphodiesterase family member 7-like
Exons: 6
Coding region: 1-1428 (475 amino acids)
Source: RefSeq, a predicted model, not a curated record